CAGAGGAUGAGCGCUUGCUCUAGGCUGCUGUGAGAUACUGUGUGUGUGUGUGCGCGCUUGCGCGCGCGAGUGAGUGAGUAAGUGAGUGAGUGAGAGAGGGGUGGGGGGGGUUUGUGCCCAUCUUACCGGGACGGGACCAUACGGGAAUACUGGUCCUCUAGGUGUGCUUAUUUUUUUCUGAAGACUCCCACAAGUUUUGUUUAAGCUGUGACUUGACCUGAGAUCUAGGAAUAAUGACUGUUGCUAAUGCCAAGUCUGGUACAGCUAUGCAGAAAGUGUUGGAUAACCUCAAGGAGUUGCCUCCCUCCACCGGCGCCAAAGACAUUGACCUCAUCUUCCUCCGUGGAAUCAUGGAGAGUCCCAUAGUCCGCUCUCUGGCCAAGGCUCAUGAGAGACUGGAGGAUGUGAAGCUCGAAGCAGUGCGGAACAACAAUGUGGAGCUGGUAAGCGAGAUUCUGUCUGACAUCAGUGGCCUGGCCGAGCAUAACGACAGUGCAGCAGAGCUCUCCAAGAUCCUCAAGGAACCGCACUUCCAGUCCUUAAUAGAAACUCAUGAUCAGGUGGCUGCUAAAUCUUUUGAAACGCUUUCGUCUGCGGCAAACAACACUACCAUGAGCAACACCUCUCUUAUGCCAGUGGACACUGUGCGUAUGAUCAGCAUCCAGAAGAAGGCAGGAGAGCCACUGGGCGUGACAUUCCGAGUUGAAAAUGGCGAGCUUGUGAUCGCGCGCAUUCUUCAUGGCAGCAUGAUUGAUAAGCAGGGCAUGCUGCAUGUGGGCGACGUCAUCCGGGAGCUGAAUGGCCAGGAGGUGGGCGGUGAUCCUAUGGCAUUACAGGAGAUGUUGAAAGAUAUCAACGGAAGUGUCACCCUCAAAAUCUUGCCCAGCUACAAAGACACACCCACACCUGCACAGGUGUAUUUGCGACCUCAUUUCAAAUACAACCCUGAAACAGACAACCUCAUUCCCUGCAAAGAAGCAGGGCUGGCUUUUUCCAAAGGGGAGAUCUUGCACAUUGUGAACCGGGAGGACCCCAACUGGUGGCAGGCGUGUAGUGUAGUUGGAGGCCGGACUGGACUCAUCCCAAGCCAGUACUUGGAAGAGAAGAGGAAAGCAUUUGUACGGCGAGACAUGGAAGGCUCAGGAAUUCUUUGUGGAACAAUAACUGGAAAAAGGAAGAAAAAGAAAAUGAUGUACUUAACAGCAAAGAAUGCAGAAUUUGAUCGUCAUGAGCUGCAGAUCUAUGAAGAGGUAGCUAGGAUGCCCCCGUUCCAGAGGAAGACACUCAUCCUGAUAGGUGCUCAGGGUGUGGGCCGCAGAAGCCUGAAGAACAGGCUGAUUGUGUUAAACCCACUGCUCUUUGGCACCACUGUACCCUUCACAUCUCGACGACCACGUGAAGAAGAGAAGGACGGACAGUCUUACUGCUUUGUGUCCAGAGCAGAGAUGGAGAUGGACAUUAAAGCAGGCCGUUACCUCGAGCAUGGGGAGUAUGAUGGGAAUAUGUAUGGCACCAAAAUCGACUCAAUUCUCGAGGUGGUAAACACCGGGCGCACCUGCAUACUGGAUGUUAACCCACAGGCACUGAAGGUAUUGAGAACCGCAGAGUUUAUGCCAUUUGUGGUUUUCAUCGCUGCUCCUGAGCUGGACACACUACGAGCCAUGCACAAAGCUGUGGUGGAUGCAGGGAUCACCACCAAACUACUAACGGAAACGGACUUAAAGAAAACAGUGGACGAGAGUGCCAGAAUCAAACGGGCAUAUAGCCAUUACUUUGACUUGACAAUAGUGAACGAUAAUCUGGAUAAGGCUUUUGAGAAACUGCAGGAGGCUGUAGAGCAUCUGUGCACAGAGCCUCAGUGGGUACCGGUUAACUGGGUUUACUGAUCCGUCCAUCCUCAUCCUCAUCCUCUUUAGCACCACCACCACCACCACCACCACCAUCCAUCCUCAUCUUCAUCGCUGGUGUCAUGGACCACGGCAGGACUGUCAGUGGUUAAUGUGUCUUAGCCUGACCCUGAAGUCCAACCCUGCUAUGCAAAGCUACACCAUCCAUGAUAAAAGAAAGGGAAGUGUACUUAUUUAUUGACUUUUUUUUUUUUUUUUAAAUCUACCAGCAAAGCACAUCUUGAGGCAUAACUGUUCCUUGUGUUACUGUACAAACAAUGUACUUACAGGGUGUUGGAAGUAAUUUUGUUAUCAACAGUGAAGUUGAAGCAGACAUCAUUGCUGUGAGCUGCGAUACACUUUUGUAGUGGAGCGUUUCAGCUGCCAAUUCAUCUUUUUGAUCUCUUUAAUGCUAGUUUUCUAUAUAUUAGUAAAUGUACUCAGCAGUUUUCAUGGUACUGCUACACUGAAACUCAUUACAUUACUGAAAUAUUGUUGUACUACGUUGUCUUUUAUUGAUGGAGAAAAGACGGAGAAUAGAGAAGCUUAAAAUAUUUUACCAACUAUUUUUUUUUUUUUAACUAAGAUAUAACGCCACUUUACAUUAUGCUGUAAUUGUAGCAGCAAAUGUAGUAGAAAAUCAGCUAAACACUGUGGAGUGUCUAUUCAUAUGUUUUCGUGUUGGAUCGUUGUCAAAAAUGUGUCUAUGCUUAAAAAAAAAAGCACAGUAUUCAUCUCAAUGCCUUUGCAGCAUCAUGCAAACUUGACAGUAGUGACAAAUGUACUUAGUAAACAUGGAUUUUGGGACACAAGGUUUAUAACUAAAUUUUUGUUGUUGUUUUUUUCUAUAAACACUGACUUGCCCAUGUAUUUGUGUGCUAUAUUUUGAAUCUAUGCCUUUUGUGUCCUUAUAACCACAUUAAUAAUGUGCAUCUGCCCUAGCUCUCUUUUCAAUUGGAAAAAGUGUGCUUUUUUUUUUUUACUUUACUAAAAACCCUGCACAGUAAGAUCAUGUCAUUUACAGCGGUUCUAUUUGUUUAAAUAGUUUUUAUCCAUAGUUUUUUUUUUUUUAUAUAUAUAUAGUUUUUAUCCAGCAGCCCAACAAGCACAAAAUGUAAGAAAUUUUUAAUGCACUGAUAAAACCGAGAGAAAAACGAAGGUGCUUUGGCGCUUAAUCUAAAACUCACUAGCUAGAGAUCGGAAAUGUAAAGAAAGAUUCGCUAUUUUUCAUAUUACUCUAGCAGGGGCAGGAUAGUGUUGUGGCUAUACAAGGUCUAAGAGCAUGACUUGUUUCAUGAGUGCCAGCGCAAUCAUAACAGUUUGUUUUAUAUUUCUGUCUGUUUCUGUCCCUAAAAUAUUAAUUAUAGGAUUUAAGUAAUUUCUGCUCUGUUUAUGGCCCAGUAUGAUCCAAUAAAGCCUUUAAACUAACAAAACAAACAAUUUACUACACAGCAGUGGCUUUAACACAGCAGUUAAGUAUUGCUUGUGCCCAAUCUGCAAUUUUGAAAUGAAAGCUUUUCUAUAGAACAGUGUAUCUCAAUGAUUUUGACUAAUAGGAUAUGAUUUACAUUUCUGUCAAAACAUAUUGCUGAAACUCUUUGUUCACAUAAAAAAGUUCCCCGUCAGUUGAAUCCCUGCUGUCAGAUUUUCUUUUUUAUUUCUGAAACUGAAAUGCUUGAGAACUACAGCAGCGCACUGUUUAAUGAUUUCCUGUUCCAGUGCACCUCAUUACCAGCUGACGAGUUCAACAGUCUCUUGGUUAAUUGUAAGGUGAUGAAAUCACAAACCUGCGCAAUGCUGCCGUUCUUCACAAUGAAUGGUGAGAAUAUUGCACUGGACAUUGUCUCCCUUUGUCUUUGUGCUAGUUUAUCUGUUAUGUCUACACCUGCAGAUAUAUUUCACUAUGACCAUACCUGUAUUUUAAAAUUCGAAAAACAGGCAUUAAAAUUGUAUUUUCAGAUAA
Molecule: messenger RNA, 3849 nt
Organism: Hemibagrus wyckioides
Lineage: Eukaryota; Metazoa; Chordata; Actinopteri; Siluriformes; Bagridae
Gene: pals2a
Product: protein associated with LIN7 2, MAGUK p55 family member a
Exons: 13
Coding region: 234-1886 (550 amino acids)
Cellular component (GO): plasma membrane; cell-cell junction
Molecular function (GO): protein binding
Source: RefSeq, a predicted model, not a curated record